This is a messenger RNA of Symphalangus syndactylus (siamang), 1295 nucleotides long. It is a transcript of the gene LCN1, whose product is annotated as lipocalin 1. NCBI's taxonomy places the organism in Eukaryota, Metazoa, Chordata, Mammalia, Primates, Hylobatidae. The record is from RefSeq and is a predicted model, not a curated record. Gene Ontology annotation, molecular function: small molecule binding.
GGGAGCUCCCUGAGAUGAAUCUGGAAUCGGUGACACCCAUGACCCUCACAGCCCUGGAAGGGGGCAACCUGGAAGCCAAGGCUACCAUGCUCCCCUCACUGAACCUUUCCCUCUCUGGGCCAGUUGAUGAUGGAUAUGGGGCUUGUCCCUGAAUGUCUCUAAAAGGAAGAAUGCAGCUGGCGGGAUGAGGCUCAGGCCCACGCCACAGACACUGCGUGCAAACCAGGCAGCCUCGGUGCCUCUGGCAGGAAAUGUGUUGGGGGCCGGGGGGUUGGGAAGGCAGCCACCAGGAGGAGGGUGCAGAGCUCCUGGCCACCUCGGGAGACCCCGGGAACUGCCGCGUGUGACCUGGAGGGGCCGCUGGUGCCUGGGUCUGAGAUGCAGAGAAGCACCCUCCUCCAUGGGCCUGUGGCAGACUCGGGGCCACCUUUGCAGGGCAUUGCAGCGUGGUCGCUCCAGGGCCGGGGCAGGCACAGGCCAGGGCUGCUUCGCCAAGGGGCUUCUGUUUUCCAGGAUAAGUGGCCGGUGCCAGGAGAUGAAGGUCGUCCUGGAGAAAACUGACGAGCCGGGAAAAUACACGGCCGGACUGUGCUGCUGUCCUUCUGCAGAUGGGGGCAAGCACGUGGCAUACAUCAUCAGGUCGCACGUGAAGGACCACUACAUCUUUUACUGUGAGGGCGAGCUGCACGGGAAGCCAAUCCGAGGGGUGAAGCUCGUGGGCAGAGACCCUGAGAACAACCUGGAAGCCUUGGAGGACUUUGAGAAGGCCGCAGGAGCCCGCGGACUCAGCACGGAGAGCGUCCUUAUCCCGAGGCAGAGCGGUAGGAGGCAUGGCCCUGCAGAGCCCCCCAUGACCCCGAGUGGGGACGUCAGCAGAGCUGUGUUGCACGAGCACGUAACUGUGCUGCAUCUAAUUCUGGCUUUGUCCUUCCUGGGGUGGUGGAGUUGGUGGCUGAUGAGGGGCCCUUGUCUUGACUGCAUUCCUGGGGUCUCCUGACGCCUGUGCUUUGUUUUCCUGCAGAAACCUGCUCUCCAGGGAGCGACUAGGGUGAGUGAACAACUUUAGAGGACAUUUGAGAAAAUCCAGCCCUGAGGCUCAGUGGCGCUUCAAGAGGCCCUGGUGUCUGUCCCACCCACCGCACUGCUACCCGGGUGGGAGAUGCCCCACAUAGGCCAGGCAGGUGGGAGCUCUGCUCCUCAGCUCCCCGCACUCAGGCACCAGCCGGCGCUCUUGCCCUGGGCGUGACUCCUGGGCAGCUGGGAAGCCCACAGCACUAAGCCCGCCUUUGCUGGCU